Molecule: messenger RNA, 414 nt
Organism: Botrytis deweyae
Lineage: Eukaryota; Fungi; Ascomycota; Leotiomycetes; Helotiales; Sclerotiniaceae
Exons: 2
Coding region: 1-414 (137 amino acids)
Source: RefSeq, a predicted model, not a curated record
AUGUUAGCCCUCGAGAACAACCAAUACAAACAAAGGGUUGGUAAAAUCGAGGCUGAACACCUCAGAAAUAUUACCUUCAUGGAGGCUCAGAGUCAGGAAGGUCAAGAAGAAGAAAUUGCCAGACUCGAAACUAGCUACAAAAAGCAAUGGACAGCUGGGAAGAGGAACAGAAAGCCGCCAUUAAAGAUGAGAAUGACGAGUACGAGGAAGAACUCGCAAUACUUGAGAGCGACUCGUACUGAGCUAAUUAAGGACUUUGAGGAAGAGGAUUUGGACCAUGAAGAGUCAAAUAAAGCGCGAAUCGAAAAGGUUGAGAAGGAAGGCCGGAAAUGCUUUUCUGAACUCCAGAGUACUCACGAACUCCGGAUGGCGAAGUUGGAAAAGGCUCAAAAGGAGAGCAUGGGACAUCAGUAG